Messenger RNA from Saprolegnia parasitica CBS 223.65, 1284 nucleotides. RefSeq lists its product as hypothetical. The transcript has a single exon. Lineage: Eukaryota; Oomycota; Saprolegniomycetes; Saprolegniales; Saprolegniaceae. The coding region runs from base 1 to 1284 and encodes 427 amino acids. Gene Ontology annotation, molecular function: metal ion binding; acid phosphatase activity. The record is from RefSeq and is a predicted model, not a curated record.
AUGGCUCGCAUCACUCGACCCCUCUUCUCCUCCUUUUACCUCUCGGCUCUCGUGUCGACGCUGGCUGCCGACGAGGUGAGUCAAGUUCACUUGGGGUUCGCAGCCAGCUGCCCCGACGGCGUCUCGGUAUCUUUUGCGAGCAGCCAAGCCCAGCCCUUCUCGGUCAAGUACGGCGACAACCAAGUCGCCACAUCGACGUCCACCAUGUACUCGGACGGGAGCUACAAGUCACCCUAUUUGCACACGGCCGACCUCUGCAAACUCACGCCUCGCAAGAUGUAUGCGUACUCGAUCGGGUCGUUCCAGGCAUCGUUCGUGGCCCCACCGGCGCCUGGCGACAGCGCCGCGCCGACCGUGCUUGGCAUCGUCGGUGACAUGGACUUCAACGACCGGAGUCUCCGCAGCUUUCGCACGCCAGUCCACGGCCACAAGACGCAAGCGAUCCUCGUCGCCGGCGACUGGACGUACGCCAACGGGAAGCAAAACAAGUGGGACAAGUGGUUCGACUUGCAUGAGCCGACGCUCUCGAUACUGCCGACCACGGGUAUCAAUGGCAACCACGAAGUCACGGUGGGCGGUGAAAAGUACAAGGCGUACCUGCGACGCGUGCCCGGUCCAAUCUCCGAGACCAACAAGGCGGCGUUUCGGACGUACUACGCCAUCAACGUCGGUCUUGUCCAUGCAAUCUUUCUUGACGACUAUGUCGGCUCGCAAAGCGGGAGUGUUGGCGGCAAACGCUGGCUCGCCGAGCGCAACCACCAACUCGAGUGGCUCCAAAAGGACUUGGCGGCCGUCAACCGAUCGACGACACCGUACGUGAUUGUCAUCAAGCACAACCCGUUCUACAGCACAUUUGACGACCACCAGUGCGUGUGCGGGUCGACGCCGUUCGAGAUUAACAACGUCGAGUCGUGCUGGGCCGGCAAGUACAAAAAGGCGUCGUCCGAGCCCCACUGUGGCCUCCAAGCCAAGUUCGAAGACGUCUACAGCAAGCUCAACGUCAACGUCGUCUUUGCUGGGCACUGCCACGCGUACGAGCGCACGCACCCUGUCUUCAAGAACAAGGUCGACAAGGCCAAGGGCGUCGUGUACGUUACGACGGGUGCGGGCGGCCGUGGCCACGGCGGUCGGCGCGUCUCGUCGGUGCCACAGUGGUCGGCGUUUGCCGAGGGCGACAUCUAUGGCACGUCGCGCAUCAUCGCCACGCGCACCAACAUGCAAGUGGUGUGGAUCGCCCAUGACAACACGGCCAAGCCCCUCGACUCGUUCACCGUACUGCCCUAG